This is a messenger RNA of Eurytemora carolleeae, 1006 nucleotides long. RefSeq lists its product as uncharacterized. Gene Ontology annotation, molecular function: ubiquitin protein ligase activity. Bases 63 to 941 code for a protein of 292 amino acids. Gene Ontology annotation, biological process: protein ubiquitination. NCBI's taxonomy places the organism in Eukaryota, Metazoa, Arthropoda, Copepoda, Calanoida, Temoridae. The transcript has a single exon. The record is from RefSeq and is a predicted model, not a curated record.
CCGUUUCUAGCUUCAGUCUAUUAUAGAACGUAGUGUCCAAUACACCUGGAGUAUAUUUAAUCAUGAUACCUGGUAUGCAUAGUAUACCUAGCUCUCAGCUUCUUCCGAUGUUGCAUCAAGCCUGGUUAUCCCGAGCAAGUACCCCGGGAAAUAACAGUUUUAUUCAAACAUCAGCUUUUGGAUUUCCCCAACAUAAUCUAGGAUUUCCUUUUCCAAAUCCAUUCCUUGUUCAACCAGGAGCAGGCAGUCCUGAGCUCAACCUGGAGAAACGGCGGAGUAGAGAGGAGGCGGAGGAUCUAAGCUUUGGGAAGAGGUUUAAGGCGGAGCUUAUCUGCCCUAUCUGCAGUAUUGCGGUAAGAAGAGAAGAUUUAGUUGAACAUUUUGAAACCGAGCUCAAAUGUUUAGAUAAUAUCCGAACCUUGUCUCCAAUAGCUAGACCAGUCUCGAGAUCCUACUCUACCUCUCCCAAUAAAUCCUCCAGCUUGUCUCCCAGUAGUCCAGGGUACCUGGAGAACCGAUGGGAACGGUUCCAGCGAAUCCGGUCCAAACGUCGUGAACGUAUCGGGGUAAAGUACCAGAGAAGAGCUCAGAGACUCGAAUUGGCGGAGAAAGAAGAAGAAAUUGAUAUCGGAGAUAGUCUUAGUGAUUGUGGGUCCGCAUCCGAUACAGAAUCCGGCUCCGCCUUCGGUCCAAUGCAGUACACCGAGGCUGAUGUUCUCCGGUCUCUGAACGAGCCAGCGGAAGAAAGAACGGAGAAUAACAACACUAGCGGAAUGAAAUGUUCAUCUUGUUCAUUAUCCAUGAUAACUCCGGUUUUGAACACAAGCUGCUGGCACCUACAAUGUGAACGAUGUUGGCUACGAACUGUUGGAACUUCUAAAAUUUGUUCAACCUGUUCCGCCCCAGCUUCAGUCAGAGAUCUCCGAAAAGUUCAUGUUUAAGAAAAUUGCUGAAACAGAAAAUUUGAAAUAUGUAUUUUAUAUAAAAUAAAAGUUUAGUCAUAACA